This is a messenger RNA of Lepisosteus oculatus (spotted gar), 3727 nucleotides long. It is a transcript of the gene syngr2a, whose product is annotated as synaptogyrin 2a. The record is from RefSeq and is a predicted model, not a curated record. Lineage: Eukaryota; Metazoa; Chordata; Actinopteri; Semionotiformes; Lepisosteidae. Gene Ontology annotation, cellular component: synaptic vesicle membrane; neuromuscular junction.
GGCGCUUGCGAGAUUGCGGUGUCCUGACGUGGUCUUGUCACGCGUAAUGGGAGUUUUCUUUCUGUUUCAGGAAACGACGGUGAAAACGAAGAACUUUUGCCUGUCAAGGAAGUCGGCACGCUUAUUGCAGUUUUCAGGACGGUGACUUCUGGACACCUGGGCUGAAACAAAAAAUGGAGACGGGUGCCUACGGGGCGGCCAAGGCCGGGGGUGCCUUUGACUUCCCGACUUUCCUGAAACAGCCGCAAACUAUCAUCCGCUUCUUAAGCUGGGUCUUUGCCAUCGUGGUCUUCGCGUCCAUCACCGGAGAGGGCUACGUGAACACGGCGCAUGACAAGGAGACGUCCUGCAUGUUCAACGGAAAUGACAGCGCCUGCCACUACGGCGUGGGCGUGGGCGUGCUGGCCUUCCUGGGCUGCGUGGCCUUCUUCAUCCUGGACGCCUACUUCCCCCAGAUCAGCAACGCCAACGACAGGAAGUACAUCGUCGUGGCGGACCUGGCCUUCUCAGGCGUCUGGACACUCCUGUGGUUUGUGGGUUUCUGCUUCCUGACCAAUCAGUGGUCUCAAACCACGGAGAAAGAGCACUUGGUAGGGGACGCUGCCCGAGCAAGCAUCACCUUCAGCUUCUUCUCCAUCUUCACCUGGGGGCUCCUGUCCUAUUUAGCACUGAAGAGGUUCCGGCAAGGAGUGGAUGAUUUUAGUCAAAACUACACAGACCCAAGCAGCGACCACACUACUCCGUACCCACCCUACCCCACUGCCAGCGACAGUUACCAGCAGUCCCCUUUCGACACCAACCCCCAGCCAGCGGCAGAGGGGGCUUAUCAGCCUCCUGUCUACUGAGGGCCAUCGUGACAUACUGUAAGAUGAAAAGAAAGAAGGAGGUUUUAAAGCAGACGAUACUAGCUCUGCUAUAAAGACUGGUCCUAGUGCUCCAACUCUUGAAAUUUGUUUUGCAAAGGCAUCGAUUCAAAAUGUCAUUCAUGGGUAAUUUGGUUAUACGUGGUAUGUAUGUGUAUAUAUAUAAAAAACAUGGCUGUAAAUGGGUGACAGUGGACACGUAUCCAGAAGAUAUGUGUAUAGAACUCUUUACAUUUUAAAAUACUUUAUGAUACAAAAUAAUAUAACACUGUGACUACUGCCUAAAUGCCCCCAAAAUAUCAAAUAUCAAAUAUCAAAUGAAUACAAGAAGAAAAUGUUUUGGGACUUUUCUUCUGAACCUUAAUUUUGGAUUCAGAUUGGAUUCCAGAUGCAGGAGAGAUGAAAACAAGUAAUUCAGAAAAAAACAGCCAUAGACAAAGCUGAUCCAUUUUGAAUUUUAAGUGUCCACUCUUACUAGGUGUACUGCUAAGGAAAAGGUGUACGGUUAAGCAUAGUCUUUAUGGCAGCGAGUCAGGUAUGCAAAUGUCAUACAGAGGCCUUCGGCAUUACUUCAAGCUGUCAGUGUUAUUUGUAUUGCAAAUUGACAAUGAAACACUGUGGUUCUGUUGUAGAGGACUAAUAUUGAAUCCCAAUUUGUUUUAAUAUCUGUACUUAACUACUGACACAAACUGUCAGUUCACGCUUAUCAGCAGUGUCACACCUUACUAGAAGAGAGAUCUUGAACGCAGAGCAGUGGUUGGGAACAACAUGGCUGGAAUAGAAACCGGUGAGCGGUCUGGCUUUUUUUCCCUAGGAUGAACUCGGUAACCUUGAUGUGCUGUUGUCUUGCAUGCACUACAGACAGGUGCCCGGAUGGAUGGCUUUUUAGUCCUGAAGUCCCACCCCCUCCUGCCUAAUUUAGUUUCUCUUGAUGAGUGCCAAUUUACUUGUGUUGGGACAUGCAAUCAUUUUGCAUUUUACUCCACUCCUUGAGGGAGAGCCACAGCAACUUGAGUUUUCAGCAGAAUCUCUGGUCCCCUUGUAAAAUCAUUCCUGUGUACAGUACUACUGAAAUGCAGGAUAAUAUUUCUGGUUUGGCUUCGUAAUGAAUGUUCCUUUGAAAUUGAACCGAUUCAGCGGGAAUUCCCCAGGAGGUGCUGCUUAUAUAACUGCAGGUGCAGCUUGUUGGGUUACACUUCCUAAAUUUACUUCUCGAGUAGGAGGUAACUAUAAUUACCUACAACAGUAUGAAGGUCUGAAACUGUUAAAAGGCACUGUAUACCAAAUACAUGAAUGAGGUGAUUCAUGUACUGUAUGUCUGGUUACUGUUUCUAGCUUUACAGAUUCAAUCCUCAUUUACGUUGAAUGCUCUUGGUUUCCCCCAUAUUUCACCUGAAAGUAUGCUGAUCACUCUACACCUGUGUGCCAAAUUAGCUGAUCUGCCUCCGAAAACAUGACAGCCUUAGAAACUUAACAAAUAAGCAUGAAGUACCUGUGAAAUUCCUGUGCCUAAAGUUCCUAGAUGUUUCACGAUCAUGAAAAAGAGCUCUAUUCUUUGCCAUGUUAUAAAGGCUACUGUACUAGAGUGAAAGAUUGGUACAGUUUGAGGUGGCCAUUCGGCAUUAUAAAUAGAUCUCUAUACAUCUGAAUAACCCAUUUUUUUCAAUAUGUUAUGCACUUUCUUAAAAGCACUAUUGAAGGAUUUGUGAAGCUUAGAUAUGUGUGGUCUUGAUUCAGCUGAUUUUAAACAUUGGCAGUAUACAGCAAAGAAAUGGAUCUUGCAUUGAAGUUUCAGGUUAUUGAUCCUGGUAGGCCGGUUCUUUUGGCAAUUCCAGAAUCACCCCAGCUUACGCUAUGCAAAGUCCUCUAAUGAGUGCAAGGGGCCAGUCCUUAUUUGGGGCUUGUAAUGCACACCAGAUCUAAACACAUUAAGUGCCUGGGUGCUGUGGGUCUGAGAAACAAUGGAGAACUGGUGGCAUAAUAAUGUGGUGAUCAAAGAUGAAUCUUCUACAUGCUGGAUUGCAGCAUAUUAUAACACAUUACCAUGCUUCACGCCAAAGCACAAACCAUCAUGGUCAUUUCAUUUUGUUUGCUGUGAGUGUAAAACAUUUUACUCCCAAGAGCCCAAUGGUAAAAAUCUGUUACGGUGAUGAGGCUUAUACUGAUACUGCAAACUGUAAGAGUACAACACUACACUGGAGUCAGAGUUACUCUUUAUCCCUCUUGAAAUCAGAAUUUUACAGAUGGAUUUUGGACAUUUGAGGCCACAAAGUUCACAGACCCAGCUGUGCCUUAUUCACCACCAGUGUCUUUUUUUUUUUUAAAUGCCACUGAAUAUUAUCUUCAUGCACUGGAUAAAAUGUGCCUUAUUGAUUUUUUUGGUUAUUAUCUUUGUUCAUAUAUAAUGUAUUUUAUUUUUAAAUAUUGUUAAACGAUAAUAGCAGUUGGCUUCCAAUGUAAAAUACCUUUAACAUUGACGUGGUUCUGAUUUUGAUACCGUUUGUUGUGUGUAUAUAUAUGCAAAGAACUCCUUAAGCAGUUUUUUUUAUAUAUAUGAGGCUUUCUGUUUUAUGAAAUUGUUACAAGAGCUGACAGGGCUUAUGCAGUUUCUGCAGCAUGCUACAGAACAGGUUGAACAAACAGUAGUUUGAAUUUCCUCAUUUACAGUGUGGUAUAUUUAAUCAAAUCUUUUUUUUAUGUAAGACCUUGUUCCUCUGUGCCAUCUUGCUCACCGAACAGCAAAAAUGUGUUAUAGCCAGUUUGCUUUUUAGCCAUUAUAAAUGCAUACCAAAACUGUUGAAUACUCCCAGUUUUAGCUGUUUUUUUUUGCUCUGUGAUUAAAAGGACUUUAUUCCUUCAGAACA